Messenger RNA from Diatraea saccharalis (sugarcane borer), 3324 nucleotides. The record is from the annotation of a GenBank genome assembly. NCBI's taxonomy places the organism in Eukaryota, Metazoa, Arthropoda, Insecta, Lepidoptera, Crambidae.
AUGGCGUCUAGGAACAGGGCUCAUGCACUAGUAAACAAAAUUUGUAGCUCAAGUGAAGCACAUAAUCUUGCACCCGCAACCUCAACUCCGAUUCCGAAACAAUUUCCGGAACAGAUUGAUCUUGCCACAUUUACAGACCUACAUUAUUAUGAAAGGAGCGAACCUCCGGGAGAAGAAAGAUUGAUCUUGGGGCCAUUUAAUACUGAUAACAACGCAGAUCUCGUUCAAUUAAAAGACUUGAUAGCGACAGAUUCACUGCCUUUGUUAGUAUGUGCAACACCAGCAUCAUCACCAACUUCGCCACCACCACCUAGACUAGAUUCUACUUCAUUUCGUGAUGACUUUUCGCCAGAUGACAGUGAUUACGAACCACCCAACCACGAUGCAAUAAGCUCUGAUUCCGAAAAUAUCCAACCAAAUAUUCAAAUUACGGACACUAUCCAGGAGGUAGUUCACUAUGGCGAUAUGACAGAAGGCCGGCGUCGACUAAAAGAAGCUCAACCAGAAAGAUGGAAAAAAAAUGUUACCAAGCGACUGCGAAUGGAGGGUAAAGAGUAUGUAGGGUACAAACGGCCAAGGGGUGAAAAAGUUCGACCCCAAUUUCGAAACUCAAGGGUCAUUGGACCUAGGUGUGUUUCGAAUUUCUGCAGAAAGAGUAAGAUCAGAUGUUGUGAUGAAGUAGGUGAUGACGAUAGGGAUAAGAUAUUUCAACAAUUCUGGAAUGACAUGGAUUGGCAUCAACGAAAAGUAUACGUAGCUAACAACGUAACUUUUCAGGAAAAAGGCAGACUAACAGUAUCUGAAAGUUCGAGAAGAUCAGGUACUUUAAUUUAUUUUCUUCCUGUUAGCAAUCCCAAUGAUGGCACCACAACUAAGAAGCGAGUAUGUCGUGAAAUGUUUCUUCAGACUCUUUGUCUCGGAUCAUUUUCAGUACAGAGUUGGGCCAAAAAAGGGCAAUGUGGCAUGCAUCCAUCAGAAGAAAAUAUGAAUCGUAACCGCCGUCCCAGAGCAUUACCUUGUCAGGGACGUGCGGAUGCCCUAAAUAGCUUUUUGGAUGGGUUGCCUAAAAUGCCGUCGCAUUACAAUCGUCUUAACACCAGCAAAGUCUACCUAGAGCCCAUUUAUCGGAAUGUCAAUCACUUAUACAGUACAUACAAACAAUUUUGCUCAGAAAAGGAGGUUAAUCCCUAUGCUAGAAAUAAAUUUACACAGACACUUAAAUCUAAGAAUAUAGCUAUCCAUACAAUAAAGAAGGACAUGUGUGAUACCUGUGUGGGUCAUCAGACUGGUAAUGUGUCUGAGGAUGAUUUCCAAAUACACCUGUGCAAGAAAAAUCGAGCUCGUGAAGAAAAAAAUAAAGACAAAAGUGAAGCAAUUAAUGGUAAAUGCAUAGUUUUGACGAUGGAUUUACAAUCUGUUAAGCGCUGGGUAGAGGAACUAGCUCGUGAAGCCCAACGAUGGGCUGAUCAGUGCCGUCCCCCGCGAAUACCUGAAGAGCGAGAUACAUGCAGGGACCUUUGUAAUUCAGUAUUUAUAACUUCAUUCUCUAGUUAUUAUAUUUGAUCAAUAUUGCAUUCACAAUGCUAUAAUGAAAAAUAUUUUUGAUGAAAAAUGAUUAAAAAAUCCACUUUGUUCUUGGCACUCUGAGAUAAGCAUUUUUCUUUAAGAAUAUUUUUCAUUCUAUAGUUUUAUGUUUAAUUAUACAGGGUAUGCAAUCGGACUCUUGAUCGCUCUACAUAGUGCGUUCUGUUUUCUGCAAUUGCGAAAGUUAUUUUUUUUUCUCUUUAUUUUGGCACAAACAGUCAUUAAACAACAUUUCAAUGUUGAAGAUAUUACAAUAUAUUGUAGGCAACGAGUACCCAUAAUUACUUAAUACAGAAAGAACAACAUGAGUUACAAAGUAAAUAACAGCUUUGUGUAGCGUCUGUGAUCGGCGAGGCGCCAGGAUUACGAGUCGAGUCCAUGGUGGACUUAUGGUAUAUGCAGAGUAUGCAUUAUAAAGAAAACGUCACUUCUUUUGUCGUACCUGUGAGCAAUAUAAACUAUUAUGGAGACUUUGCACAAAUGAUAUGGGCAUGGAGUUACAUGGUUGGCUGUGGCAGAAGUCGUUUUAUGGCUGAAGUUAGGGGACGCUUGAGGAGUGUAGAGCGUCUCGUGUGCAAUCUAUCACCGAAGGGUCCCUCUGCAGGGCGACCUCUCUGGGUCGCUACGUCACCGGCCUCGGCUUGUCCUCCCCGAUCCGUACAAGAUCCCAAUCUUCCUGCACUAUGCAACUUUCAAGCCGAUUUAGACGUAUCAACAGAUGUCGACGGCGUUUUAUCUAUAGAAGAGCACGUCCUAUUAAGCACAGUAUUAGAAAUAGAAAAUAGAGAAUCUCCCAAUUAUUUAGGAAGCCUAGAUGAGUUAUAUUUGACUAAGUUGGCGAUAGUGACCAUGGAAAAUUCAGUUACCCAAGCACUUCCGCAUAACAAUUAUGUAUAUAAAAGGGAUAUAAAAUAUAAGUUAGGUAUCAAUGAUAUCGAAUUUGAAUUACUUGAUAAUUUUAUUCAUAAUGAAACUAAGCAAGAUACUAAUGCAACAUUAGAUAUUAAUUAUGAAGAAACUAAAUUAACACCAAAAGUGACUAACAAAAAUAUCAAAACUGUAGGGCGACCAAAGCCUUAUGAUAUAGAGGAGUUAAUUAACAAUGAUGCAGAACAGAAUAUAACUGGGGAGAUCAAUCACCAUGAUACAACAGAACGAGGAUUUCCAAAGAUUGAUCGAGACGUUUAUUUGGAUUAUUAUGAAAUUACGAUAUUAAAAGAAGUUAAUACAACAGUCUUAGCAACAACACCUGAAUCCACAAAUAAGCAUGAUGGUGUGCAUAUGUCACCACAAAAUUGUAAUAUUUUGCGGUAUAAUCUGACGAGAUAGAUAUCUCGUUUUUCAGUUUAGGUUAGAAAUAUUAUAAUCAAAAGAUUAUAAAGUUUCUAAUAAGAUUAGAAACAGACGAUGCCUUACAAUUUUACGGUGACAUAUUUAUUUAUACAUAUAAUAAAUGCAACAGCUGUAUAUUAUAUCUGCAAGAAUAACCUGAAAAUACAUUUUGUAGAUAAUUUAACUGAAAUUUUAUUAAAUGUGAGCAAUGUAAAUCGACUGAAUGAUGAAUCUACAGUAAUUGAAUCGACUCAUAGCUUGAAUACAGAAAUGUAUGUAUUGGAAGAAAAUAAUUAUCAAUUUAAUGAGACAUCGACGAUAUUGAAUAACAAUACUCUGAUAGAAGUUAAUGAUUCACAUACAACAAGGGCUGUUGAUGAUGAUUACCUUACUGAUCGUGAGUAUUGA